GCGGCUUGCGUCUCAGUGCCUGCUCCUCCCGUGCGUAAGAGCGCACCGAUGGACGUGUAAAGUGGUGCACUCUUGAUGAAAACGAAUGCAAACAAUGCCUCUCUGGAAAGACGCGUAGGUUGCGCAGCCGAGAGCGCGAGUUGGAGAGCCGUUACUUGGAGAUCUAUUUUAGUCUGAGUGAUUUUUAUUUCUUUCUUCAUACAUUUUUUUUGUUUGUUUUUGUACGGGGAUGGUGAUAUGUUAGUUAAGAUCUUCAUCGGCGCGCAUGACGGCGCUAUUUGGAUGUAUGUUUCUGGACUUUUCAGCGUAUCAUGACCGUGCGCCUUUUUCCAUCUCCCCAAGUCUUUUCGUCUCUGCGUGAAGUUGAACGGAGGAGAAGGCGCGAUGAGGGGGAAAGUCUUUCUCCUCGGCUUGUUGUUGCUCAAACUUAUGGCUCUGGUGUGCAAGGCCGACGGGGAGCCGGGGCUGCUCGGGGGCUUCGUCAUGAUCGCCACCUCCAACGGUACUCGCGAGGAGGACAGCGUGUCCGAGGAGACGCCGCACACCGAGGACAGGUGCCGGGGCUAUUACGACGUGAUGGGACAGUGGGACCCGCCGUUCAUCUGCAAGACGGGCAACUAUCUGUACUGCUGCGGCACCUGUGGCUUCCGCUUCUGCUGCUCCUACAAACACUCGCGCCUGGACCAGAGCACCUGUAAGAACUACGACACGCCGGUGUGGAUGAAGACCGGCCAGACCCCUUACAAAAAAUCGAACAAGCUGCACGACAGCACCAAAGACAAGACGAACUUAAUCGUCUACAUCAUAUGUGGAGUAGUGGCCAUUAUGGCUCUGGUGGGGAUUUUCACCAAAUUGGGGCUGGAAAAGGCGCACCGGCCCCAGAGAGAAAACAUGUACAGGGCCGUUGCCGGUGUGCUGCAGGGCGGGUGUCCAGGUGAGCCGUAUCGAGGAGAGGAGGCCCUUGGGAUGCAUUCGCAGCACUACGUCUCCAGGACCAUAAACCUCCAGGGGGGUCAGAUCAACAACAACGUGGGCCAGGGCUCUAACAUGGGUCAGCAGCACCCGUACCCCGCCCUGAGCCAGUUCGCUCACGCCUACGAGCAGCAGCAGCAGCAACAGCAGCAGCAACAACAGCAGCAGCAACAGCAGCAGCAGCAGCAGCAGCAGCAGCAGCAGCAGCAGAAUAAAGAUUUCAACAAAUACGCCUCCCUGAAGGCUGUGGCUGCCAAGUACAACGGAGAACUCUACACCAAGCGUCGACUGAUGGUGGAGCUGCCAUCGAAGGGCGGCCUUCCUCUCCAGCCGAUGGGCAAUUCCAGACCCUCCAUGGGCAACAUGUCAUCGAUGACUCCUCCGAUGACCAACAAUCCUAUGGCUUCGAAUCCAAUGGCCUCCAAUUCCAUGAACCCCAACAUCACCCAGAUGACUUCAAUGAACCCAAUGACGUCUAUGACACCCAUGACCUCAAUGACACACAUGACAUCCCUCACUCCGAUGUCCUCCAUGACCCCUAUGACUUCUCUGGGUCCACUGACUCCAGAGCCCGUGGCCACCUAUGUCACAGAGAUGCCCAGUAUCUCCUCUGGGUCGACCCUCCCGUCAGAGCGACACAUAGCAGGGGGAGGAGGUGGGGUACUUAAGUCAAAUGGCCACAAACUCAAAGGCAGUCAUGGCCACGCUGCCCACAGCUCUCACAGCUCUCACAGCUCCCACCCGCAUGCUCACAGCCAUAGUAGCAAGCCGCCAGGACACGGGGCUACCUCCCUGGCACACAUGGUGGGGACCAUGCCAGGUGGCCUGUCCCUAGGCAUGUCCAGGCCCGCUGAGACCAACAUUGGCUCCAGCUCGGCUACAAUGGGCCGCCCAUUGGCAUACAGUUCCAACACAAUUGCGACUGGGCAUGGGAUGGGGCUGAAGGGCUGGGACGGGACUGAGACAGUGGGGCGCAGGAAGACCUACGGGCACAAGAGGCCUCAGUGUACCGUUCUGGAGCCGAACCAGCUCCAUGGCAGCAGAGGCCAAAGCCACAGCCAACACUUCCUCCCCACGCAGCCCUACUUUGUGACCAACAGCAAGACAGAGGUGACUGUGUGAAUGAGGAGGGAAAGGGAGAAAAAGAAGGGUAAAUGGAUGCCUACUGAGUGGUGGCACAGGUAAUCUCUACGUGGAGACACCAAUUCCGGGGGUGGUCAAAAGGUGCAAAUCUGUGUGUGUAUGUUUGUGUCAAGAAGUUAAGGCUUCUCGGUUUGCUGGUGAAUGCGGUGGGAAAGUUACACUGUGUCCGAGUGUUCCUCAUUUCACAAACGGAGAGUUCACGAAUCAAAUCACUGAACAGACCUUUGUUGUCAAGAGGAUGGCAUAAAAGCAGGGGACGUCUAUAACCAUAACAAAUAGCCUACAGAGCUGGGAUGUAUGUACACUCGAGUGUUGUUUCACUGAUAAUAUCUACCCUGUAACGAUAACAAUAUCUGAGCAUUUCAGAUCACACACGGACAAUGAAGUGGGAAACUGCUAGUAAGAUGGAUUGGCUUCACUGUAGGAACCCAACCUGAGAAGCAAUAUAAAGGAUUAAUGUACACAAUGAAACAUCUUGGUAAGAAGAAAUACAACUUUACCCACAAACCUGGCCACAAGUGUUCUGCUCAUCUGUCCAACAAAGUGUGGAAUGGUUUGGAAGAAAUAACAUUCCCUCACGAUUCAGCCCCAAAUCUACUGAGGGCUUAGAAACAGACGACGAGGACACUGGGCUUUGCAGACAUGCAGGGCUUUCCAGUCUGGCUCUUCAGAAACACCCUCAUAAGCUCUGCAGCUGAAGGUCGCCCUUUUCCAUGAGGCUCCAGCACAGAGAAUGGACGCUGUCGCACUGGCAUUGUGCUGCUCUGAUCUCGUCUGUGGUGGUGACAGCUGGCCGCGAGGAGGGAAAAGGUGGCAGGGAGGCAGCAACUGGACGAGGCUGCUGCGAGCAGAGACUCCUCAGAGCUUUGUUCUCAUACACACGCACACACACACAAAUGCACAUAUUCAGAAACAUGCACAGAAAAACUUCUAAACACACAGAUAUAUUUACUGUAGCAACAAAACACACCAGGGUUUGACAGAUAUGGGUUUGUUGAAGAGUGAUUCCAGUCAUUUUGGAUUUUAGUUGCCAAAUGGUUGCUUAUUUAUUUAAUUUGGGUGUAUUUAUCAUCUAUAUUUUUGUGGUUCGAAUCCUAACAUUCAUGUUUACCCACAAUCGUAUUCUUGUCAGUGAAUUGAGACCAUUGCAGUGUUCAAGAAAUCUCUAAUAAGACUACUCAGCUGAGUCAAAGUGACAAGCAAUUAACAUAAAUUAUACCUUUAAAAACUACUGAACAAUUUACAUAGAUAAAGAAAAGGUUUGACGUUCUGGGAAAUAUGCCAAUCGGAUUCCUAGCCAAGAAUAGAAGAGAGGAAUGAUACCUUUCUCAUAUCUCUACAAUAACAAGCAACAGCUAGCGGCCAGUUAGCUUAGAGAAGCACAAAGACUGAACAGUGGGAUCUGGCUAGUCCAUAUUCAGUGGUAUCAAAUUUCAUAUACCACCACUUCUAAAGCAAACUUAGACUUAAAUUUGUUUUAAAAAGUACAUGCUAUGGAGGGUAGUAGACUUUGUGAAUUCCUGUAGUCUAAUCACAGUGAAGUUGUCAGGUAACAAAAUGUUGAGAAAUUCCUAUAAAAUGAUUUACAAACAAAUGAAAUGUGCAAAAUAUAAAGCAAAAUUAUCCAUUUGAUUAAAUAGCCAUUUGUUUUAUGUAUAUAUCACUAACACAAGUAUAAAAAAAGGGUCAAAAUAAAAUAUUUAUUCAAGUGGACCAAAUGUCAGGUUUGGCUUCUGAACAUUUUAGAUUUUUAGAUUUUUUAAUCUUCAUAGAAAGUUGUACAAAGGCAAGGAACUGCGGUGAAAAAUGGGUAUAAUGGGAAUAAUAAUAAUAAAAAAAACACAUCCUUUGCUGGUGAUAAAAGACACCGCCACAAAAAACUAGGCUUAAUUAGAUCACCUGCUUUGCUCGAGCUCUUGCUAAGAAAGAAAGAAAAACAUCACAACCAGCAGAAAAAAAGACAAAUCUGGGUUACAUGACUCACACAUGAAAAUAAAUCCUUAAGUCUAACAAAUAGGCCAAAUCUUCUCACAGAUUCUCCGAGCCCAUUUGCUAGUUUUGUAAUGAUGUGGUACUUAUUAGCAGCUGCAGCCACUGUUAUCAUUGUAACCUUGUUAUCUAAAGUGCUGCGUCCACCUCUAAGACCCUCUUUGCACUCGCGAUUAAGAUGCAUUUUCAAGUGAUCAGACUGAAGUCAGACAGUGCUUAGCCACGUUAGAGUUAAAACACGAAUAUGUCCAGUACGCGCUGUGGAAGGAUUAUGAUUUGAUCGCUAAAACCAUCUCUGGGAGUGAUCAGAGCAGUGUUCAGCCGAAGAGCUAACAAGGCGACGGGCUGCUAUGACAAUAUCACACUCUAAAAUACAUUUGUUGAUAGACAGCAACCUAAAAAAAAAAAAAUGGUGUUAACUUUCCAUUUUUAAUGUCUGUAAAUAAAAGAGGAAGAGGUGCACGUGCCUGCCUGGUGUGAUACCAAGACAUUGGAUUUCAAUGUGACACAUGAAACAACUCGUCCAGCUGAGCGCGGGGUCUACCGGGGGGGAAUGUGUUUACCUCCUGCUGUGGAACCACUGCUGCCUCGGGGGUCACCUGACUGGAAACCUGAGACCAAAAUUGGAUCCGCGGAACAGGAUUGAAGAAGUCAUCAGUGCAUUGAAAUGUGUCACUUAUGCAUACACAUCACACACACACACACACACAAACACAGGUAUACACACAGAGAUUUACAGGGUGGACUCUGCUCUCCCUGUGCUCCCACAGUGCCGAGCGACAGGCGUUGUCACAGCGGAGAGACAAAGAGUCACCGCUACUGCGUCUAUUGUACAUGAAAGACUGUGAAACUCCAGACCUUGGCCCUUUGUAGCGAUAACUGACAUUAUGCUUUUUAUAUAUAUAAAUAUACAUAGCCUUUCUCGCUUUAUCUUUUUCUUUUCAUGCUUUCUUUCUUCCUCCCUUCUUCUCUUCUUUGCUCCCACCCAUGUCUGUCUUCAAUCGAAGACAUUCAGAGCAGAAAUAUCGAAGGGAAACUAAAUCUGGGCUGUUAUGAAGCUUUUCUGUGAUAGUAGAGUACAGUCAUGAUGAGCCAGUGAGUUAUAAUAAUAAUUCAGCCCCACCUUGAAAGGCAUGAUUGUUUUUUUCCCAUUGUUCUAGCAGGAAAUAUAAUUGAUUGAUUCUGUGUGCCAAAAGAAAGUAAUCCAGUUUGCAGUUUUGUACCACUGUGUGUGCUCUUGAACACUGCGCACAUUUCACCCGUUAUAAAUUGUGUAUGUACGUAUGUGUGUUUGUGUGUGUGUGUGUGUGUGUGUGUGUGUGUGUGUGUGUGUGUUUGUGUGUGUGUGUGCAGAUCCUACUUAAGUAAAGAAUGAUUGUCUCUGAAGAAGUCAAAAAUCAAACAAACCAGAAAAACUUUAUCCAUAUAGAUUAAAAUCCUAUAAACCUGCCAUUCUUGACAAUGAUAAUUCUUGUGUUUUUUUUUCCUCAGUGUAUUUUUUCCUUAUUUUCUUGACAGCUGGUGGUUUUGUUUUCGACAGAGUUUGAGAAGCAGGUCAAUGUUUGCCUGGGAUGUCAAUUAUCAAACCCAAUUGACUUAAUCCAGCAAGGCGGAAAUGUGGAAACAUGAACCCUGCUAGCUACCCCAUACUGCCCCAUCCUUAAAGCCCAUUCAGCUGCGCAAAGGCAGGCACUGGAACAAUAGGUGAGCAGGCAGGCCAGGGGAAACAGUUGGUAAACAAAAAAAAAAAGGGAAAACUAAUCCCUCUAGGUAACAGCCCAAAAAAAACAGAUAGAGAGCGGGGAAUUGGUUGCGCCGGCUGGGUCACGGUUGAUGGGGUCAGAGGCACAGACGCGUGGGUUCAGGAGGCAGUCAUGUCUGACAUUUUUCAUCAGACGAGUCGGCCAGGCUAAAAAAAAAUGCGGCAGGGGAAACAAAAGGACACAGGUUGUCUGCAGGCCUCGACACCACGAGUGACAGAGCAUGAAGAAGAUGAUCAAAGACUGUUUCGUGUUCAUCGUUUACUAAUAAGAUACAGAUUUUCUGAAUAUGUGAAAUGAUAAUUUCACAUAAUUGAUGACCUAAUGUAGUAUCUGAAGCUAUUGUCAGCACCGGCCCCACAGACUAAGAAAAAGAGAGCAAGUGUAUCCUCUGGGUGCACGUUUGUAGUUUGAAAUACAGUUUUAUAGCUGAGAGAUGGUUGCUUUCCAUUGACUUGUUUACCUUACUUUAGAAAAACCAACCAGCUUCACCUCCUGAGGGGAUCUCCUCCCUCUUUGUGCUGGAGUUUGACCUUUACAGUUGUUUAUGGUUGAUGCACAAACACAUAGACAUGUCUUUACUUUCACUGGGAUAUGGCAUCAGGUAUCAUGGGCAGGGGUAUACAAAAUAUCAUUAUUCAAUGGUAUCAGCUCCAAAAAGAAAGAUAUCACACUGCAAAAGGGAUUAUGUACUGGCUUGGUCACUCAAACAUUUCAGACUGCAAACUUUUGUUGUGUAAUCCAUGGAAAUGUCUCACUAUAUGAAAUAUGUUAUAUAUCAAAUAAAUUGGCAAAGACACAUGGAUGAUUUCAGCUGGGCCACUUUCUGGUGUGGCCAGGCCUUUAGUCAGUCCGCCUACUAGACAAUCAGAAAGUGACUAGUGACCACCUUCAGCUCUGUACCACCAACCACGGAGCUGCAAAAGGAGGUCCCAAUCUAGAGCUGACCACUCAGUGGGAACUCAUUGCUCCAAAUCAUCCAUGUCCUGAUUACUCUGGCAGCACUGCCACAGCUUAAACCUUUUCUCUUUACCACUUUUUUCUCCUCUGUGGCUGAAUGGAAGUCAAAUGGAGAGUGGCUGUAAAAGUGGCCGGAUAACAGACCCAAGUAAGAGGGUUCAGUGGUUCAUUGGAGUAGAUUGAUCACCGGUUAAGGACCGGCGCAGGAACCGCUUCUCUACCUUCUCCUACUGUAUAAAAAUACAGCCAAUAUAUCACAGGUAUAGUCGCUGCCGUCUUGGGCUGGUGAUGCCUGAGUCGACUAUAACAAAAUCUUACCCUUAUCCCAUUGUCUUGUCAAUCUCUGCUCUCAAACAUGACACUCACUGAACAAACAUCAUGUUAAAAAUACCUAAAAUGUCAGAAACUAUCU
Molecule: messenger RNA, 7236 nt
Organism: Pleuronectes platessa (European plaice)
Lineage: Eukaryota; Metazoa; Chordata; Actinopteri; Pleuronectiformes; Pleuronectidae
Gene: shisa9a
Product: shisa family member 9a
Exons: 5
Coding region: 385-2094 (569 amino acids)
Biological process (GO): regulation of short-term neuronal synaptic plasticity; regulation of AMPA receptor activity
Cellular component (GO): postsynaptic density; postsynaptic membrane; dendritic spine membrane
Source: RefSeq, a predicted model, not a curated record